This is a messenger RNA of Peronospora belbahrii, 1662 nucleotides long. NCBI's taxonomy places the organism in Eukaryota, Oomycota, Peronosporomycetes, Peronosporales, Peronosporaceae. The record is from the annotation of a GenBank genome assembly.
AUGGUGAAAGGCUUGAGCAAAGAACUAAGCGGUGACCUGAAGACGGUGAUCCUGGCCGCUAUGCGCGGCGAGGUGGCCGACUUCAAUGCGUCUGUCCAUGCGAGCAUGAAGGCAAGCACGGACACAGAUGCGUUGUGCAAGGCUGGACAAGGGCCUGAGUUUUCUGGUGAUGCGAAGCGCGCGAUGCUGUUCCUGGUGCGGUCGGUGCUGGAGCCGGUGAAUCUGCUUGCGGAGCUGUUUGAUACGACACUACAGGGUUGUGGCAAGAACGCGUAUGGCCUGAAUGCGUUAGUGGUGCGGUACUACCGCCUCCUUAAGCGCAUUCGCAUCGUAUAUACGCGCUUAUACCACCAGGAACUACGCACGCGUAUCCAGGGCGUGGUGAGUGGCGAGUACUGCCAGUUGCUUCUGUCAACAUUGGACGCGGCUGAGGUGGAGUUUGGUGCGUCUGCAUCAGUAACUACUUCGGCAUGUGCUGGUAUGAGCAGCUCGAGCACUGUUGUAAGUGGCAUGAACGAUGACACACUUUGCACAAACAGUGAUGUCUUAGACACGAGCGCUACUGUAAGUGGCACGAGUGCUGAUGCAAGUGGCACAAGCACUACUGUAAGUGCCACAAUUGCUGCUGUUGGCGGUGCUGUCGUUGGCUCGAGCUCGUCAGUGAAGGAGACGACAACGAUAGCCACAGAAGUGACUUCGCCUGAAGUAAUAAUGAGGAAAAAUCGUUACGAUACGUUAUCGGCUGAUAUUGAAGCUGCUGUUCAUGAAAUCCACUCGAAGUGCACUGGUGUUGCAUCAAUGGAUGAAACGAAACUAGCCUCGAUUUUUCUGUCAAAGACUGCUGAGCAGCGGUUUUUAAUCUGGUGGCACUACCGUAUCGUGUAUAAGCAAGACUUGGCAGUUUGGAUAAAGAGCACGAGUGACUAUGGCGUUCUGCUGAAGAUGCUCGCAAGUCCUUUGGAGCAAGUGGAAGCCAGGAUCCUGCACAAGGCGAUGAAAGGAUUGAUUACAACAGAGGAGUGGAUUUACCCGAUUGUGAUGGCUCGCUCAAAUGCUGAGAUUGCAAUACUGAAGAAGACAUAUUGUGAUCUAUAUGGCAAUGAUCUCGUGAGCACUCUGCGUAAAAAGCUCAGUGGUGAUUUGGAAAAAAUAGUCGUGGCUGCCGUCCAGGAUAAUGUGACAGAGUUUGAUCCUAUGGUGCACACGGAUGCAAAGGCUGCUACCGAUGCUGAAGCUCUUUACAAAGCAAGCCAAGGAAAGUGGGGUGUUGACAAAGAGCUGUUCAUUCGACUGAUUGUGUCAAGUCCUAGCGAGCACUUAUGUGCUAUCAAUGCCGCGUACUCCAAGAAGUACAAGACAAGUAGCCUUAUCAAGACAAUUAAGAGCGUAUUCAAACGAGAUGCUCAAAUGGCACUAUUGUAUCAUGUCCGAAUGAUAUUUGAGCCAUUUGAGCUCUUGGCAGAACUCUUUAAAAACACAAUGGAAGGGAUUGGUACGGACGAGUACGGCCUUAGCGCAGCAGUGGUACGUUACCAUUCAAUGCUGCCAGAGAUCAAGACUGCGUUCAAACAAUUGUAUCGCGAAGAGCUACGUGAUGAUAUUCGCGAUGAUACUAGUGGCAAAUAUCGUGAUUUACUCUUGGGAAUAGUCGAUAGUUACUAA